CACAGCCACCCACCCUGCCCCCCCCCUCCCCCACUCUCUCUCAAUAUCGAGCACAGGCAACCAUAGAUAGAGAGGAAGGGAAGAGGAGUGUCUCCAGCCCACCCUGCCUAAACCCUUGCUAAUUCCUUGACAGAGUUGAAGCAGCAUGAAGAAGCAGCGGAUCCUCUUCUUCUUGAUCAUCCUCAUGGUGGCCCUUGCUGUUGAUGCUGAUGGUCCACAGGAGCUGCAGGUGCAGCAGCAGAGCAUCAGAUCCCUGCUCCAGUCUCCCCCGAAGAUAGACUGCCCGUCGAGUUGCGUGGUGCGUUGCGGCAACAACUGGAAGAACCAGAUGUGCAACAAGAUGUGCAAUGUCUGCUGCAACCGCUGCAGCUGCGUGCCGCCGGGCACCGGCCAGGAGACACGCCACCUCUGCCCCUGCUACGACACCAUGGUCAACCCGCACACCGGCAAGCUCAAGUGCCCGUAGCCUAGCAGCGCGUGCUAUCAUCUUCAUGUUCUAUCAGCAACUCCGAUCCCUCUGCUAUCUUCCACAGAUCCACUAAGCUCCCAGAGUCCUUUUUAAUUCUCAUGUCUGCUCAAGAUGAACCUUUAAUAGUAAGAGCACUAGAUUCAUUGGGGAAAAUAGUCUCUGUAAAGGUUCAACGUGUUCAGCUGGUUUUCUGCCAAAUAAAAGACAGGAUCUUGGUCAAUGCCA
Molecule: messenger RNA, 694 nt
Organism: Panicum virgatum (switchgrass)
Lineage: Eukaryota; Viridiplantae; Streptophyta; Magnoliopsida; Poales; Poaceae
Product: cypmaclein-like
Exons: 3
Coding region: 146-466 (106 amino acids)
Source: RefSeq, a predicted model, not a curated record